AUGUCGAGGCUCAGCUGGGGAUACGGCGAACACAACGGUCCUGUUCAUUGGAAUGAAUUUUUCCCUAUUGCCAAUGGUGAUCAGCAAUCUCCAAUUGAGAUUAAAACCAAAGAAGCGAAAUAUGACUCUUCCCUCCGACCCCUUACCAUCAAGUAUGACCCAAGCUCAGCUAAAAUCAUCAGCAACAGUGGCCAUUCCUUCAGUGUUGACUUUGAUGACACAGAGGACAAGUCAGUUCUGCGUGGGGGCCCUCUCAUUGGAAGCUACAGGUUACGACAGUUCCACCUUCACUGGGGGUGCGCUGAUGACCACGGCUCCGAGCACAUGGUGGAUGGAGUGAGAUAUGCUGCAGAGCUCCACGUUGUCCAUUGGAAUUCAGACAAAUACCCAAGCUUUGUCGAGGCAGCUCACGAGCCAGAUGGACUAGCUGUCUUGGGAGUGUUUUUACAGAUUGGUGAACAUAAUUCCCAACUACAAAAGAUUACUGAUAUUUUGGAUUCCAUUAAAGAAAAGGGUAAACAAACUCGAUUCACAAAUUUUGACCCAUUGUCUCUGCUUCCACCAUCCUGGGACUACUGGACAUAUCCUGGUUCUCUUACAGUUCCACCUCUUCUCGAGAGUGUCACAUGGAUUAUUUUAAAACAACCUAUAAACAUCAGCUCUCAACAGCUGGCCAAAUUCCGCAGUCUCUUGUGUACGGCGGAGGGGGAAGCAGCGGCUUUUUUGUUGAGCAAUCACCGUCCGCCACAGCCCCUGAAGGGCCGCAAAGUGAGAGCCUCUUUCCAUUAAAAGUUGUUACCAGUGGACCACCCCAAACAUGACUGUAGAGAGCCAACAAAACAAAACAAAAGACAAAAAUCCCUGCUAAUAUUUUUUUUCCUAGAAUUCGAACUUACGGGUACUAUUUUACUAUCAGCUUCAGUGACA
Propithecus coquereli (Coquerel's sifaka) is the source of this 927-nucleotide messenger RNA. It is a transcript of the gene CA13, whose product is annotated as carbonic anhydrase XIII. Gene Ontology annotation, cellular component: cytoplasm. The record is from RefSeq and is a predicted model, not a curated record. Bases 1 to 789 code for a protein of 262 amino acids. Gene Ontology annotation, molecular function: zinc ion binding; carbonate dehydratase activity. NCBI's taxonomy places the organism in Eukaryota, Metazoa, Chordata, Mammalia, Primates, Indriidae. The transcript has 7 exons.